AUGAAUGCUGACGAACUACUUCCCUUGGUAGUAAGCUCAGUCAGGGCUGCUUCAGCUUUAGCUGCCCAAGAUGUUGACUUCUAUAGAAGUUUAGAUAAAGAAAUUGCUUCAUCUCUAACAAAUACAUCUCAAAAAGUUACUGAUAUGAUAAAUAGCAUAAUAUCUUCAGUCGAUGAAAAUAGUGAAGGUCUUGUAGAAGGAAAAGAAAAUUUAGAUGAAUCAUGGAAAGAUAUUGGAAAUUUGUUAGAUAGUUUGUUUGAGCUAGCUGAUCAUUCAAUUGAUGCUUUAUCAAAAGCCUCACAGAAGAGUUCUAAUGACCCAAAAAUGAAAUAUUUAAACGAUUCAUUAAAUUUUGAAUCAGAUAACGUUACAAGACUUUCCAAACCCCAAUUAAAUUUUUCGGUGCCAGUUGAUAAUUCAGAGACACACCCAUUCAGGCCUUUAUUAACCGACAAACCAAAUGCAGUUGUACCUUUGGAUGAGGUAUUGAAGAUUGUAGAUGGGACUGAAGAUACACCUCAGCAUUAUCCUCAGCCUUAUGAAACAGAAAUUGAUAAACAAGAAUAUAACGAACAAGUAUUGCAGUUUUCUGAUCCAAUCCCAUCUAAGGUGUGGGAAGAGACUGAGGCUAUUUGGGUAGAUAAUGAGGAAAGCUUAGCUGCUAUGUUAAAUGAAUUGAAAACUGCUACUGAAUUAGCAGUUGAUUUAGAACACCAUGACUUCAGAAGUUAUUAUGGUAUUACAUGUUUAAUGCAAAUCAGUACUAGAAACACAGAUUAUUUAGUUGACACCAUUGCUUUGAGAGAUAAAUUGCAAGUUUUGAAUGUAGUUUUCACUGAUCCUAAAAUCACUAAAAUUUUACAUGGGGCAUUCAUGGAUAUAAUUUGGUUACAGAGAGAUUUAGGAUUGUAUAUUGUCAGUUUGUUUGACACCUAUCAUGCAUCUAGAGCCCUUGGAUUUCCAAGACAUAGUUUAGCAUACCUAUUGGAAAGGUUUGCUCAUUUUAAAACUUCAAAACAAUAUCAACUAGCAGACUGGAGAACAAGACCUCUUUCAAAGGCAAUGAAUGCUUAUGCAAGAGCUGACACGCAUUUCUUAUUAAAUAUAUUUGAUCAACUAAGAAAUAUGUUAAUUCAGGAAGAUAAACUAGCUAGCAUGUUGCAUGAAUCUCGUAAAGUGGCGAAAAGAAGAUUUGAAUAUUCUAAAUACAAACCAACAUUGCCAAGCUCUGCAGUUUUUUCACCUACUGAAAGUGACAUGCCUUGGCGUUCUAUGAUAUACCAAUAUAAUAUACCUUCUCAAAAAGUUGAAUUGGUUAAAAGGUUAUGGGAAUGGAGAGACACAAUUGCUAGAAGAGAUGAUGAAUCCCCAAGAUAUAUUAUGCCAAAUCAAUUAAUUGCCUCGUUAGUUGAGUAUGUACCAACUAACCCAGCAGGCGUCAUUUCUGUAAAUAGAAUGAUGACCGAUCCAGUAAGAUCAAAUGCAAAGGCGAUUGCCAAUUUAAUCAAAAGUACACUUGAGGACAUGAAAAAUAAUAACAUUUCUACAACAGUAGUAUCCACCACAGCUAAGGAUAAAGAAACAUCUUCAAACGAUUUAAGCACUUCUCAAAUUAAAUUCAUUGUUUCUCAAUUUGAAAAUAUCUUAGAAAAAUAUUCCAGUAACAAUUCUAAUUUGAACGAUGUGACAUCAAAGGAGGGCAAAGACUCUCUAGUAUUUAGCAAAAUAUUCAAUUCUAGAGAUGAUAUAAUAACAUAUGACAAGGGAACUAAGCAUUUAAUAACAGAGCAACAGCUAAGUGAUCGUCAAAAAGAAGUAGAUGCUGCAAUGAAACAAGCUGAAGAAAUUGCCUUUUCCAUGGAAGUCCAAGAUACGCAUAAAGAGUCUAUGAAGCAACCAUUUCCUGAGCCAGAAGAAGUCAUUUCACAAUCUCAUUUGCCUGCUUUUGAAGAUAAGGAGGAACAGGAAGAUUUAGAUGAGAUUAUUGUCUUAAAAGAUACUAAAGACAGAAGAAAUAGACAACAUAGAGGACGUGGUAGAAGUGCUGACUCAGAUCAUACAGUAAUUGACUACAGUAAAGGUGACAAAAUUUUAUCUCAAGAUAAUAGAAGAAGAACUCCGAACAAAAGGAAGUAUGAUCCAUUCUCUGCAGAUAACAAUGAGAAUGCUUUACAAGGAGCAAAGAGAAGAAGACCAACAGCCAAGAAUAGAAAUGUUUCUUUCAAGAGGUAA
Tetrapisispora phaffii CBS 4417 is the source of this 2232-nucleotide messenger RNA. It is a transcript of the gene RRP6, whose product is annotated as exosome nuclease subunit RRP6. Gene Ontology annotation, biological process: TRAMP-dependent tRNA surveillance pathway; nuclear polyadenylation-dependent antisense transcript catabolic process; nuclear polyadenylation-dependent rRNA catabolic process. Gene Ontology annotation, molecular function: 3'-5'-RNA exonuclease activity; nucleotide binding; nucleic acid binding. Bases 1 to 2232 code for a protein of 743 amino acids. The record is from RefSeq and is a predicted model, not a curated record. The transcript has a single exon. NCBI's taxonomy places the organism in Eukaryota, Fungi, Ascomycota, Saccharomycetes, Saccharomycetales, Saccharomycetaceae. Gene Ontology annotation, cellular component: nuclear exosome (RNase complex); nucleolus.